AUGUGUGGAGCAAAUGGAUUGGUGGUCCCCAUCACGGUGGAGCCUUGGAGGCGUGGAGCGUGGCACCUGCUGACGUCUGCUGCGCGGCCGGAUGCGAGCGUCGCCGUGCCUGCUGAGGAACCCUGCCAGAUGCGCGAGGUCGUGCGCUACGCCGGAGCCAUGGCUGCCCUUGAGUCGGGGUUCGGGGGGUCAGGUUUGCCAAAAAUGGAAGAUGUAAAUCCAAGUGUAAACUGCAGCGCGACGACAACGCCUGAGGUCGACACGCGCCGGAGGUCACAGCGCCGCCCCAUCCCACCCGCCCAAGCCCCCGCCGCCGCUGCCACGAAAGCGCCGGCCGAGAGGAAGGGUAGGGGGAAGGGGAAGGGGAAGGCGGCGGUGGAGGAGGAGGAGGCGCCAGAGCCCCAGCCUCUCCCGGCGCCCAUCACGAGGCUGGUCCCGGUGCAGGGGUUAGGGUGCGAGGCGGCGGUGGGGUCGCUGGUGCCCAGCGGGAGCCGGGAGUUCAAGCUCUGCAGCAAGCACACUGAGGGCAAGCAUCCGCUCCACGCCAUCGGCUUCAACUUCGCCGACGCCCGCUACUACGACGUCUUCGCCACCGCCGGCGGCAAUCGUGUGACGACGUACCGUGGCCUCCCCGACGGUAACUUGGCUGUUCUGCAAGCAUACAUUGAUGCGGACGAUGCUCAGUCAUUCUACACUCUGAGCUGGGCUUCUGACCUUGCCGGCACACCACUGCUAGUGGCAGCAGGAAGCAAUAGGGUCAUUCGGGUCAUCAACUGUGCCACCGGGAAGUUGUUUAAGAGUCUUAUUGGCCAUGGUGGUUCAAUAAAUGAGAUAAGAACUCAACCAUUGAAGCCUUCGCUCUUCAUUUCUGCAAGCAAGGACGAGUCUGUUAGGCUAUGGAAUGUCCAUACAGGGAUCUGCAUCUUGAUUUUUGCUGGAACAGGAGGUCACCGUCAUGAUGUAUUGAGUGUUGACUUCCACCCUUCUGAUAUGCACCAAAUUGCCAGUUGUGGCAUCGAUAAUACUGUGAAAAUCUGGUCAAUGAAAGAAUUUCGGCCAUACGUGCAGAAAUCCUUUACAUGGACUGACCUUCCAUCAAAAUUUCCAACAAAAGUUGUCCAAUUUCCGCUUAUGACUUGCGUGGUGCAUUCUAACUAUGUUAACUGUACUAGGUGGCUUGGUGACUUCAUCCUGUCGAAGAGUGUUGAAAAUGAAAUUGUUCUGUGGGAGCCAAAAACAAAAGAGCAGGGUCAUGGCGAGGGUAGCAUUGAUGUUCUUCAGAAGUACCCUGUGCCCGAUUGUGACAUUUGGUGUAUCAAAUUCUCAUGUGAUUUUCACUUCAAUCAAUUAGCAAUAGGCAACCGCGAAGGCAAAAUCUAUGUGUGGGAUGUGCAGACGUGCCCUCCUGAGCUAAUUACCAUGCUGAGUAGUCCGCAAUGCAAAAUGACAAUAAGGCAGACUGCAGUGUCGUUUGAUGGAAGCACGAUCCUAGCCUGCGGCGAGGAUGGCAGCAUAUACCGCUGGGACGAAGUGGAACAUGAAGCUGCCAAAAAUUGAAGCAACCAAAAACCACCGUGCCGUGCGGCCCCAUGGCAAUGCCAGCCAGUUUGAGCUUGAAUUGGGGGGUUGUUGUGUGCUUACUUAGUCAGUGGUACUGGUACCCAUCAGCCUUACUUAGUCGAGAAGCUGGGGUUUAUGAGCUUAUAAUGUUGUAAGUUAGGAUGUUGUUAAUUCGAUGAUUUGCCGGAUGUUUCAGUUCAUUAUGUUUGCUGUAUCAUGUACCGAAUGUGGGAACUAAACUUAAGUCCUCGUUGCUACUAGUUUGUUGUGCAUUCC
Aegilops tauschii subsp. strangulata is the source of this 1836-nucleotide messenger RNA. Its product is annotated as polycomb group protein FIE1-like. The record is from RefSeq and is a predicted model, not a curated record. Gene Ontology annotation, molecular function: protein binding. NCBI's taxonomy places the organism in Eukaryota, Viridiplantae, Streptophyta, Magnoliopsida, Poales, Poaceae.